Messenger RNA from Cololabis saira (Pacific saury), 2118 nucleotides. RefSeq names its product PDZ domain containing 1 (gene pdzk1). Gene Ontology annotation, biological process: protein localization to plasma membrane. Gene Ontology annotation, molecular function: protein-membrane adaptor activity; protein binding. The transcript has 8 exons. Gene Ontology annotation, cellular component: apical plasma membrane. The coding region runs from base 117 to 1811 and encodes 564 amino acids. The record is from RefSeq and is a predicted model, not a curated record. Lineage: Eukaryota; Metazoa; Chordata; Actinopteri; Beloniformes; Belonidae.
CCGGCCGAGACGGGAGGUGGAAGGAGGGAGGGAGGCCGGGCGAGAGACAAUAACAGCUAAUGAGUGACAGGUGAGCUCUUCCUUUAGACGCGGACGCCGAGCAGAGACGAGCUGACAUGGAUAAGUACAGGCCGAGGAUCAUUUCCCUGACGAAGAAGCCCAGUCAGACGUUCGGCUUCUACCUGAGGGUGGAGCACCGCGAGGAGGGCCACCUGAUCCGCUGCCUGGAGAUGGGAGGACCGGCCGAACUGUCCGGGAUGAAGGACGGCGACCGCAUCGUCCGCGUCAACGGAACAUUCGUUGAUGGAUUGCCCCAUUCGGAGGUGGUGGACAUGGUGAGGAACGGCGGCUCAUCGGUCACGUUCCACAUCCUGGACGAAUCGUCUUACAAGCAGGCGAAGGAACAAGGAGUGAACCUGUCCGACCCCCAGAGGAAACCAGUGGCAAACGGAGCUGCGAGAGAGGCUCCCAAGCCCAAACUCUGCUACCUGGACAGGUCCAGCACAGGCUUUGGCUUUUCUCUUCGCUCUGUCAGAGGUAAGCAGGGUCUGUUCAUGACGGAGGUGGUUCCAGGAAGCGUGGCGGACAAAGCAGGGGUCCGAGUCGAAGACCGUCUGCUGGAGGUCAACGGGGCGAACGUGGAAAACUCCACGCACGAUCAAGUGGUGGACAAGAUCAGAGAGGCGGGAAACAGCGUCAUGUUUCUCCUGGUUGACGAGGAAACGGAGAAGUUCUAUCAGAAUAAACACGUGUCGAUUGGAGCGUGGCUGGCGACGGUCAAACAUCUGCCCCUCAAACCGCGGAUCAUCAACGUGACCAAAGGACCUGAGGGCUACGGCUUCCUGCUCAAAGAGGGACCCAACCAAGCAGGACACAUCAUAGAGGAUGUGGACCGAGGAAGCCCGGCAGAGAGGGCCGGUCUGCAGGACAUGGACAGAGUCGUGGCUGUGGACGGCGCUGAGGUGGAGACCUGCAGCCACCAGCAGGUGGUGGACAGAAUCAAGCAGGCUGGGAACAAGUGCUGCCUCCUGGUGGUGGACAAACCCACGGAGCUCAUGUACAAGCAGGGGGGGGUGUCUCCGAUGCUUUUCUGGACCGAGAAUGAAUCCAACCCACCACCCAGCUCGUUGUCCUCCAACUCAUCCGUUUCCACGCCACCGCCGACCUACUCGGAGGUCAUGAAUGUAUCUGCUUUUGUGAAAGCAUCCGGAUCUACGACAGAAAGAGGAGAGGACCUGAAACCCAAACUCUGUAAGAUGAAGAAGACCCCUGCCGGCUUCGGCUUCCACCUAAACGGCAUCCAGGGCGUCCACGGUCACUACAUCAAGGAGGUGGUGAAGGACGGCGCGGCCGACACGGCGGGACUGGUGGACGACGACAUCGUGGUGGAGGUGAACGGCGUCAACGUUGAAGAGAGGAGUCACGGGGAGGCGGUGGAGAUGAUCCGCGCCAGCGGCGACUCGCUGGAGAUGCUGGUGGCCAGCAAACAUGUCUACGAGCAGCUCAAAGCUCAAGGAGUGGCCACCACACGGCAGCUCCUCGGAGACGCACCCAGCAUCUGCGCCGUAGACUCCGGAGAAACCAGCUGCCAGGAGGAACCGAUGGAGAAACCGAAGGAGAAACCGAUGGAGAAACCGAUGGAGAAACCGAUGGAGAAACCGAUGGAGAAACCGAUGGAGAAACCGAAGGAGGAACCAAAGGAGGAACCGAAGGAGGACUCCAGGCCCGUAACCCCAACUACAUCAGAAAAACAGAGGAGCCCAUCUGUGUCUUCAUCUUCAUCUGUGGACAGCGUCGAUGAGAGAUUUUGACGAGCCUGAAUAACGACCCCGAUGUGCCCUGACCUGAUGAUGAUCUUUGUGUUUUUUUUUUGUUUUCCUCUCUAACGAGGCGCUCGUUGAGCUUCAUCGGGUUAGAAGUCACAAGAGAUGAGCUGGAGCACACAACAAAGAUAAUACAGACUUUCAGAAAUCACUCUCCAAAUCAGAUUCACGUGAGAACUGAUGUUUCAUGAGCAGAAGAUAGGAAAAUGCUUUCAAAUCUCAAGUGUUUAUGCCACGACUAUGUCUUUCCUAAUGGUACCAACAUUAAAGUCACUAUAAGGACAGUAAACAGUGA